ACAACAUACCGGGAUCAUUUGUAAUAGGGACAAUCUUCAAAACGGACACCUUUAAAUACGUGUUUAUGACAUAAAGGAGUCGUUGGAGAAAAAGACCAUGCGUCGUGCAUUCAAAAUAUUCCUUUAUGGUUUAUGUUUCUAUCUUUUAGUCAGGAGCUUCUUUUUGUAUCACGAUGAUAUCACAAAAGAUACCAGUGAGAAACUUGAACGUCUUCAGGAUAACAUCGUGUCAUCGUCACAAGUGGAUAACGAUACAACUGAGGCAAUGAUAGGACUAGUAAUAGAAACAGAAAAUGAUGGUAAAAGUGAACCGAGUCAACAGUAUAACACACUUUCAACAUCAACUGAGGACAACGCUACUGCUACGGAGAUAAUAUCUGUAGAUAAAAAAGAAGAAAACGGGAAAACUGUAAUCAGUCCUCAUGAUUAUAAAUAUCUAAUUAAUGAGGAGAAAAUCUGUGCAAACGAUCCCUUUCUGUUGAUAUACAUUCAUACGGCUCCAGGAAACGUUGCCCGCCGGAAUAUGAUUCGUAAAACAUGGGGUGGUGUUAGAAGAAUACAAGGAUAUCGUACAGUACUUAUAUUUCUCUUGGGAGUCCCAUCAGAUCGGAGAAUUGAUGAAAGGGUUACACUAGAGAGCAAAAUACACCAUGAUAUAAUACAAGAAGAUUAUAUAGACACAUAUAGAAAUUUAACCCUGAAAGGAAUAAUGGGACUUAAAUGGGCCAUCAACUUUUGCUCUAAUGCAAAAUUUAUUUUGAAAACGGACGAUGAUGUUUUUGUAAAUAUAUAUCCACUGUUUGGCUAUCUGUUAAAGAUAACUAGAGAGAAUGCUACCAGUUGUCAUAACGUGUUGGGUUUGGUUCGGCCAUUUGUUAAGAAAGAUCUAUAUCCCCCGUAUUGUUAUGGUCUAGCUUACGUAUACGCCAUGUCCACUGCUAAACCAAUAUAUACAGCAUCAUUGUAUGAACCGUUUUUCUGGAUUGAUGAUGUUUUUAUAACUGGAGUACUUGCCAAAAAAGCUGGUGUAAAAUUGACCCAGCUGGAUUAUAAAUUCCCUCCAAAAAUAAUAAUUCCCAGUGAUGGACCAUUAAGAGCGUUGAAAGAAAAUAAGGACAAGUACACGUUUGUCUUGCUCCAUGAUCUACACAAGUACCCAUCUCGUAUGACCGAACUUUGGAACACCGUGUCGUCAUAACAAAUGGAUAACAAAAUUGUCACAUUACUGAAAAGAUCAUGAUCGUAUAAACUAAAAUGGGUUUGCAUACUUAUUUAUUUUGUAUUUCAUUAAAGAUACUCGUUAGAUAUUUACGGUUGUUUCUCAUUUUUACAGAAAAAAGCUACCCUCAUGGUAGAGAUUAAAAGGUGGAUUGGAUCGAGUGAAUUGGAUUCAUGUAAAAGGUGGAUUGGAUCGGAAAUCUUCAAAAUAAGGAAUUUCUAAUUAAAAUUUUCUGUCGAUUUCCCUCUAGGCAAUUUCCCUCUACUGUAUUACAGGUCCCUAUUGAGAAAUCAGAACAAAGCAAUGACAAAUACAUACGCCAAUUACGCCCCUACCUACGGGAUCUGUUUUCGAACUGUA
This is a messenger RNA of Owenia fusiformis, 1579 nucleotides long. The record is from the annotation of a GenBank genome assembly. NCBI's taxonomy places the organism in Eukaryota, Metazoa, Annelida, Polychaeta, Sabellida, Oweniidae.